Messenger RNA from Phalaenopsis equestris, 1798 nucleotides. RefSeq names its product phosphorylated carbohydrates phosphatase TM_1254. NCBI's taxonomy places the organism in Eukaryota, Viridiplantae, Streptophyta, Magnoliopsida, Asparagales, Orchidaceae. Bases 371 to 1519 code for a protein of 382 amino acids. The record is from RefSeq and is a predicted model, not a curated record. The transcript is spliced from 2 exons.
ACGGUACACGUGGCGUUGGCUGAAGCCAUAAAGCACUGUAGCACGGCAAAACCGACCCAAAUUUGCGGGGGCAGAGGCGUACACGGAAAGGAUUUAGAUUGAGCCAAAAGCUAACAUAUUUCUUCUCCAUUUCCUCUCUCCCUUCGUCGUUCGACUCCUUGCUGAAGCUAACUGUCAAUCCCUUCCAGGGUUCCUGCCCGGGAAAUACAGAUACUUGAAGGCUUCGUGGGGUUUAGGGGUCGAAUUUGUUACUUUCUGCUGAAGCUGAGAAAGAUUCUAUUGAAAAAUUAGCAUAAUUAGGGAUUUUUUUGGAAGGGAAAAGCUCUUUUCUGGUUAGAUUUGUGUAAUCCUCUGCUAAUAUCAUUCUGCCAUGGCGAUUGAUUCGAUCGGUGCUUCUACAUCAAUUAUGGGAUGCCGACCAGUCUACCAAAGGGCUUCCUUCAAGAACGGCUCUUGCAAGAGGCGAGUGGAGGUUUGCCCGCUGCUUACGACAAAGCUCAAGGGUCGUCGCCUGUUCUGUUCACAGAAUCUGAGCUUACUGACAAAGCGAACAGGUAGUUUUUUUCAUUCUUCUUCUAUCAAAUGUCUUGCAACGGAGUUGACCAAGGAAGCAAGACCUGGAGAAGAUCGUUCCUUCCAUGGUUUCAAGUACUCUACUGAUAUUAAUCUGAACGCUAGCAGGCUAUGGCCGCCGCCCAACAAGGCCGAUAACCCAUCACUGCACAAUCCAUUGCUCCGGCAAGAGAGAAUGGGAUCUGGAUGGUUAGGUAUAAUCUUUGAGUGGGAAGGCGUUAUUGUGGAAGAUGACCCUUCAUUGGAGAGGCAGGCUUGGCUAGUUCUAGCUGAAGAGGAAGCAAAAUCUCCUCCCCCUGCCUUUCUUCUAACAAGAAUUGAAGGAAUGAAGAACGAACAAGCUCUUUCAGAAGUCCUUUGCUGGUCUCGAGACCCAUCCCAGCUCCGCAGAUUAGCCUCUCGAAAGGAGGAGAUACAACAAAAUCUUCAUGGUGGAUUCCAUCAGAUUCGAUCUGGAUCACAAGAGUUGGUGAGUACACUCAUGAGACAUAGAAUCCCCAUUGCAGUGGCAUCAACGCGCCCCCGAAGAGUCCUCGAGGAAGCCAUGGAGGCUGUUGGUUUGCGAAAUUCGGUGGAUGCGAUCGUGGCGGCAGAGGAUGUGUAUCGAGGAAAGCCAGAUCCUGAGAUGUAUGUGUAUGUUGCGCAGCUCCUGAAUUUUAUACCGGAGCGGUGCAUUGUGGUUGGGAACUCGAAUUCGUCGGUGGAGGCGGCUCAUGAUGCAAGGAUGAAGUGUGUUGCAGUAGCUAGCAAGCAUCCACUGUAUGAGCUUGGAGCUGCAGAUCUUGUGGUGCGUCGGCUCGACGAGCUCUCCAUUGUUGAUUUGAAGAACCUUGCUGCUGUUGAAUCUCCGGAGUUCGAGUCAGGCGAGAUGGAGGUGGAAUUGGAAGAAGAGGACAUGGCUUCUUCUUCUUCUUCAUCUGUUGCGGUUGAUGAUGGCUUCUGGUAAGUUGAAUUAUUACUGUAUAGUUUAGGGUUCAGAUUGGAUGCGAAUUAUAAGCUGUAGCAGUUAGGGACUGGAGAUAUUGUAUAUGGUUACUUAAUUGAAUAUAAAAUGCUAUAAUCAUUGCAAAUCUGUAAAUAUAAACCAAAUGUAGUAAAAUAGAUCACUUAUUAUGUUUUUGGCUGGGUACUACACUUCUAUGAUGGACUGUGCGUUCUAAAUGGAAGUGUGGAUUUAUGUACUGAGAGCUGACAUAUCUAAUAGCUAAAUUUUGAUAGUUAUAUA